Perca fluviatilis (European perch) is the source of this 4288-nucleotide messenger RNA. Its product is annotated as bone morphogenetic protein receptor type-2-like. The record is from RefSeq and is a predicted model, not a curated record. The coding region runs from base 359 to 4018 and encodes 1219 amino acids. The transcript is spliced from 19 exons. Gene Ontology annotation, molecular function: ATP binding; transforming growth factor beta receptor activity. Gene Ontology annotation, biological process: protein phosphorylation; vasculature development; BMP signaling pathway. Gene Ontology annotation, cellular component: plasma membrane; signaling receptor complex. Lineage: Eukaryota; Metazoa; Chordata; Actinopteri; Perciformes; Percidae.
GCUCAAUGGGACUCUGACAGAGUGUGCGUGGCCGCAGAGAAACCGAGCGCAGCUUCAUUUCUGCGCAUUUUCUGAUUCUAUUGAAGAGACCUGCGGCUGGAUUUGGAUUAUUAAUUCAGAGGAGAGUCCGGACCGAGCCGAGCCGAUCCGAGGCGAACCGAACAGAGCCGAGCUGAGCCGGACCAGAACAAACCCGAAAAUACAGACAGAAAGCCAGACAGGCUGCUUCAUCUCCUCCUUCCAGAGCCGACCGGAGUCAUCCUCCCGAGGUGAUGCUGUGCGUCUGACCCGGGAUCAGUGAUGCCGGCCUCCUGCGUGUCAGUGUGCAUGUGACGUCGACCUGCGUCGUGGAGCCAACAUGGCUGCCGUGUGUGGAGCCUCAUUAACAGUGUGCCUGUGUUUCCUGCUGCUGCCUCCUGCUGUCACCGCCACCGGUCUGCAGUCGGAGGACAGAGAGUGCAUCUUCUCUGACAUGCUACAGAGGGCGGAGCCUCACAGCGGAACGACCAAUGAGCUGCGAGAGAACAGCACGGUUCGCUGCAACCUCCGCUGCUUUGGAUUGUGGGAAAAGAAACCAGAUGGGGGAAUGCACCCGGUCAAGCAAGGUUGCUGGCCUCACAAGCAGGAGUGUCUUAGCGACCAUUGCCAGGUAACGGCGGCGGCCUCUGUGACCCUGAACGACACAGACUACCAUUUCUGCUGCUGCAGCAGAGACCUCUGCAACGCCAACUUUACCGAGCCCCCGCCCACCGCCGACGCCCCCGCCCUGAGGCUGAUGAAGCCAGACGGGUGGGACGACAGACUGACAGAUCCCCAGCCGCUGCGACGGGAGGAGACGGCGCUCAUCACCCUGGUAACUGUCGCUAUAGCGGCUGUUGCCGUUGUGGCUUUGUUCCUGGGAUACCGCAUGAUGAAAGGGAAGAAGAAACAGAGUCUGUCGGCUCUGGAUGUGAUGGAGGCAGCAAACAGUAACACUGCUGUCGACCUGGAUCAUCUCAAACUACUGGAGCUGAUUGGUCGGGGUCGUUACGGCUCGGUGUUUCGCGGCUUUCUCAACGAGCGCUGCGUGGCCGUCAAAGUCUUCAGCUCGGCCAACCGGCAGAACUACGCCAACGAGCGCUCCAUCUACUGCGUGCCGCUGCUGCAGCAACACGACAACAUCGCCCGCUUCCUGGGCGCCGACGAGAGGACGGCGUCCGAUGGGCGGCCAGAGUUCCUGAUCCUCAUGGAGUUCUACCCACACGGCUGUCUGUCUCGCUACCUGUCUCUCCACACGGUGGACUGGACUACCUGCUGCAGGAUGACUCACGGUGUGACCAGAGGACUCGCCUUCCUGCACACUGAACUCUACAGAGGAGACCAGUACAAGGCGGCCGUGGCCCACAGAGACGUGACCAGCAGGAACGUUCUGGUCCGAGCCGAUCUGUCCUGCGUCCUGGCUGACUUCGGCCUGUCCAUGAGGCUGACGGGAAGCCUGCCCUGUCGCCCCGGAGACGACGACACCGUGGCCAUAUCUGAGGUGGGGACAGUACGCUACAUGGCCCCCGAGGUUCUGGGUGGAGCUCUGAACCUGAGGGACUGUGAGUCGGCUCUGAAGCAGGUGGAUGUCUACGCUCUGGGGCUGCUCUACUGGGAGAGCUUCAGGAGAUGCUCCUACCUGUUCCCAGGCGAGGCGGUACCAGAGUACCAGCUGGCGUUCCAGGCCGAGCUCGGGAACCAUCCCAGCUUCGAGGAGAUGCAGGUCCUCGUCGCCAGAGAGAAGUUCAGGCCCAGAUUCCCUGAAUCCUGGAAGGAGAACAGCCUGGCGUUGCGUUCCCUGAAGGAGACGAUGGAGGACUGCUGGGAUCAGGACGCUGAAGCUCGACUCACCGCUCAGUGUGCAGAGCAGAGACUGUUUGAACUGUCUCUGCUGAGUACACACACUGCAGUACACAACCACAGGAACCUGUCUCAGGGCCUCUGGCCUCCUCCAGCUGGCCCCUCCUACAUUGAGGAUCUCCAGGUGGGCGUGGUCAAGAAUCUUCAGGGAGAUGGCCACCCAGCAGAAGGUCCUGAGAAGAACAGAAACUCCAUCAACCACGACCGGCAGCAAGCACAGGCUCGCUCGUCCACUUCAGACAACAACGUGUUGUCCAGCUCCGCCCUGACACCUGCCUCCACCCUCCUCACCAUCUCAGAGUCCCAACACACAGGGGGCGCUGUGCUCAGUGUCUGCCGGCCACUGACAGAAGAAGACCUGGAGACCCAAAAACUGGACCCAAAAGAGGUGGAUAAGAACCUGAGGGGAAGUUCUGAUGAAAACCUGUUGGAGCGUUCUCAGAAACAGUUCAGCGGUUCAUCCAACCUCCUGUACGACCACAUACUGCAAACUGCUGAGGUGAACUACUGUGUGUCGGUUCCUCAGGGGGAGCUGGGAGGUGUUGGGGGGGUUGAGACCACCCUCCCCCUCCCCAAACUGCAGAACCUGCCCCAGAGACCCACCAGCCUCCACCUCCUCCACAGAACCAACGAGACCCCCUCUUCCAGACUGAAGCUGGGAAAGCUCAAGUCCAACCACAGACAGGUACAGAACCACAGACAGGUGGAAACUGGCGUUGCUAAGAUGAACACGGUGGCGGUCGCCACGGCUGCAGAGCCUCGCCAGGUAACGUCGGUGACUUUCAACGCCACCACUGUGAGCCGAGGUCACUCGAAAACGGCACUCGCCGGCGGCUGCAGCGCGGGCGCCCCCGCCCUGGUGACCAACAGUCUGAUCGGACGCGGGCGGACCAAUCCGGCCGGGCCGCAGCUGGAGGACGAGGACAAGAUGGAGGCCGGAGAGGACCAGAGGACCAACCUGCUCCACGCCAGUCAAGAGGACCAGAGGACCAACCUGCUCCAGGCCAGUCGAGAGGACCAGAGGACCAACCUGCUCCAGGCCAGCCCCGACGAACACGAGCCGCUGCUGAGCCGGGAGCAGCCGCCCGCUGAGAGCCAACCGGGCCGGGCAUCGAACGCCAACAACAACAACAACCGGACGGCGUGGGCCUCCGGCGAGGAGAGAGGUCAGGGCUCGGGUUCAGACCCUUGUGUCCGCAGAGCGCCGGUGUCGACCCACGGGUCCUCCAGAACCCCAGAGACUCGUCUGGUCCGGACUCAAACAGAAGAAGCUCUGGUGCUGGAUCCAAAAGCCCUCGGAUCCCCGGUCUCUGAUCCAAAGGCCCUCGGACCCCCAGUCUCUGGUCCAGUCUCUGUUCCAAACCCUCCAGUCUCUGAUCCUAAUCCUCCAGUCUCUGGUCCAGUCUCUGUUCCAGACCCUCCAGUCUCUGGUCCUAAUCCUCCAGUCUCUGGUCAUGUCUCUGUUCCAGACCCUCCAGUCUCUGGUCCUAAUCCUCCAGUCUCUGGUCAUGUCUCUGUUCCAGACCCUCCAGUCUCUGGUCCUAAUCCUCCAGUCUCUGGUCAUGUCUCUGUUCCAGACCCUCCAGUCUCUGGUCCUAAUCCUCCAGUCUCUAGUCCAGUCUCUGAUCCAGACCCUCCAGUCUCUGAUCCAGACCCUCCAGUCUCUGAUCCUAAUCCUCCAGUCUCUGAUCCUAAUCCUCUAGUCUCUGAAUCUCAACAACCCGCAGCUCUUGCAGGACCUGCAGCGGUUCUACGCCGUCCAGCCUUCGAUCCUCAAACUCCGCAGACCAGACGCGGGCGUCCGUGUUCCCUCGACCUAUCAGCAUCCCGCAUCUCUUCAGAUGAGGCUCCUCUGACAGAUGACGGCGGUCUGAGCGCCUCGGGAGAGAAAAUUAAACGGCGAGUCAAGACUCCAUACACGGUGAAGAAAUGGCGUCCGGCCUCGUGGGUCGUUUCCACGGACACAGCUCUGGACCCGGACUUCAACAGUCAGACCCAUUUCCCUUCUGGCUUCCACGGAGCGGGAAGCUUCGGCAUCCCCAAAAUCAACCAGUCUAAAUCCAGCAUGGCGGUGUUUCUGGUCGGAGGCGGAGCCACGGCCACCGCGACCUCCGACCCCGACGGGAUCACCUGCUUCUAAACGGCGGCGUUGUCUUUUCUUAAAGGGCCAGUGUUGUGGGAGUUUGUCCCGUCUAGCGUUGAGAUCGUAUAUAUCUCAAUCAGCUCUCUCUCACCACACAGUUCACAGCAGGUAUCAACGCUACAGUCGCCUUCACACUUCUACAACACGCUCUCUCGCUCUUUUUAAUCUCCGUUUUCUUUUUCUGGGAGAAGAAGAAGAAGAAGACUCCUGUUACUGAAAUUUGGAUUUUGAAUACGUAUGUUCCUCCAUGUUUCCUUCUUCUACCCG